Molecule: messenger RNA, 2027 nt
Organism: Ooceraea biroi (clonal raider ant)
Lineage: Eukaryota; Metazoa; Arthropoda; Insecta; Hymenoptera; Formicidae
Product: coiled-coil domain-containing protein 13
Biological process (GO): cytoplasmic microtubule organization; non-motile cilium assembly
Cellular component (GO): centriolar satellite
Source: RefSeq, a predicted model, not a curated record
UCUAUUAUACUUAAUUUCGUGCUAUUCUUCUUUGGCGAUAUUAAUAAUGCAUAAGUAAAGCGUGAAAAGAUGGAUUUGUGAAUUUUUCAUUGAUAGAAUUUUAUGCAAAUUAUCCCGCGGAUAACUGGGCAAAACUGUGAAUGCAUUGAUAUGCUUGACGUUGUCGUCAUCUCACAAGAUCGGGUCGAACAUUGCUUAUCAAGUAUUUAAUACGCGAGAAUGGCAAACGAUACUGGCAAACCAGAGACAAAUGAUAGGUUUAAUGAUGAUGAUAUUCCACCAUCAAAGUUCGAAGAGGAAGAGCUUCCUGAACGUAUCAUAUUUCCAGAAGAGCUAAAUACAUUUUUGCGGAAACGCAUUCACGAUAUUACGGCCGAGAAUGAAUGUUUGCAACGAGCGUUUGAGCAAACGGAAGAGAAGCUACGUGAAUUGUCGCAGGAAAAGUUAAAUCCACAAAUAGAGAUAGGAAAGCCAACUGAGCUCGCCACGACAAAGUUAAUUGAACUCAGUAAGAAGUACAGAGAUCGAACCGCCGAAAUGGAAGCACUAAAGACAAAAUGCAAGAACUUGGGGGCUACUCUGAUCAUUAAAGAAGAUGAGCUCGAACGUCAAAGAGCAGAAUUACAACGAAUCGUCAAGUCCGAAGCACGCAAGGAUUCCGGAGACACAAAUCAAAUUAAUAUAGAGGAGAAAGAAUUAAGGAACAAUUUGUCGGGCAGAACUGAUCGAGAACAAGUUAAAUGUUUGAAAAACAAGUUGCAACGAGCCCAAACAAAGCUCUGUGAAUCUAGAAAUAUGUGCGCUACUCUUCGGCAAGAAAUUAAUAAAGCUCAGAAGUUAUUGUGCAGCGAGGUGGGUGAAAAUGUUAGAAUCACCGCGCUUUCGAGUGUACCGGGUGGUUGGCGUGGACGAGCCGAGCAAAUCCGCAGUCUACAGCAGAAGGUUGCGGAACUGCAGAUUAGAUUGUCCGACCACGAGAGAUCUCAGAAAGAAUUUUCUUCCGCUUCUUUAGAACGGCAGAAUUUGACUAAUUUUCGAGUUGCUGAGAAAGAGAGACGGCAACAAAUCGAAAAUAUGGCAAAGGAAUUUAGACAAGCGGAAGUAGCGUUAGAGACUUCGAAAAGAAAGCUCGACGCCGCCAAGGCGAGAAUGAAAGUGUUGGAAAAUGAGCUUAGCGUUGCGAAAGGAAACAUCGCGAUGCUGAAUGAAAAGAGAUCUCACGACGAUCGUUUGAUCGAUGCGCUUAACGAACGAUUGAAAAUUGUCGAGGUGAGAUACCAAGAGCGCGAAGUGGAGGUGCAGAAUAAAGAACAUAAAAUCGAACGUGAGAAUGCAAAUAUCAAGAACGAGCUACGAGCGGCACAAUUGCACGUCGAUCGAUUACGCAGGAGAUUGGAGGAACGCGAGAUUGAGAUCGACAAAUUGAGAAGUGACGUCACGUCGGAUCAGUCUGUCCAGUGUAGCAACUCGCUUCGUUCGGAUUUCCGGUCAACUGAUGAGCACCAAAUCAGUCCGACUGUUAGUCCUCGAAGUUUGGGAGAACCAAACGAAUACGUGACUUUGGCUUUAGCUGCUGAAGCCGAACGAGUGAGACUGUUAGAAUUGGUGACUGUGCUUAAUCAACGAUUGGAUAAGGAAAGAAACGAAGCGAUCGAACUUUCGGAACUGUUACGUAAAGAGAAAAGCAAAUAUGCAAAAUUAGAAUCAAAGUUGCGAAACUCUGAGAAAGAGAGACUGGGUCUUUUCAAAGUGAACUCCGGGUACAGAGCAAAAUCUUGCGCAAAGUCAAGCCUGCACGCGGACGAAGAGACCAUCAAUCCGGAAGAAAUUCGCUUUAAAACUGAAUUACUAGAAGAGGAGUGUCUUGCGUUAAAGACCAGAUUAGAUACUGUGCAGCAGGACAAAGCCUCGGACCUCGCCAUGUACAAACGAAUGCUCGAUCAAGCUAGGAAGACUUUCAAAGAUGCGUGCAGAAACAAAUCGUUGGCUGUUAACGGAAGUCGUUCCACCAUAACUGUCUAAUGAAG